AUGGCGUCGUUGACAAAAUCGUAUCUCGCCGCGUACAACCUCGCGCAGGCCGCUGGAUGGGCUGCGGCGCUGGCCGCCAUGAUGCACAGCGCCGUCACCACCGCCUCCAUCGCCGGCGCGUUCCACUCCGCGUGGCCCCUCGUCUACGUCUGUCAGUUCGCGUCCAUUCUCGAGACCGUGCAUGCCGCAACGGGGCUGGUGCGGAGCGGAGUGGUGGCGCCGCUGGUGCAGUGGGUGGGGCGGAGCUUCGUGCUGUUCGCGGUCGUGGGGCGCACGCCCGCCCUCCACACGCACGCCGCGCUCUUCGUGCUGCUCGCCGUCUGGUGCUGCUCCGAGGUCAUCCGUUAUCCGCAGUACGCGCUCUCACUCCUGGGCACGUGUCCGCGCGCGCUGACGUGGCUGCGCUACUCGGCGUUCAUCCCGCUGUACCCCAUCGGCAUGUUCGGCGGGGAAAUGGUGCUCAUCUAUCGCUCCCUGCCCUUCGUGAAGGCGGAGCGCCCACUCGCCUUCCUCUUCGACGCACUGCCCUUCGACUGCUACCACGUCGUCGCUGUCAUCCUGGCGGCGUAUCCCCUCUUCUGGCUGCACCUCUACACGCACAUGUUCCGCCAGCGCCGCGCCAAGCUGCACCCCAAGAGCCACAAGGGCGGCAAGAAGCCGCACAAGGCCAUGGCCAUCGUGCCCAUGUCGCCUGAAAUGUUCGCCCAAACCACCCUUGACCGCCCUGCUGCUGCCGUUCCCACGGCCAAGGGCGCAGCACCUAUAGGAGCGUUGGGUGCUGCAGCACGUAUAGGUGUAGCAGCAGCAGCAGCAGCAGCAGCAGCAGCAGCAGCAGCAGCAGCAGCAGUGCGCUUGGUUAGGAGCUGGCUGGGUGCAGGUCAGGGUGAGCCAGCUGGCAGUGUUGAGUCCAAGAGAGCCAGCUGGCACGAUCCGAUCCAAAUGAGCCAGCUGGCAGCGUUGGGUCUGCGGGCAGGCAGCAUGGGAAAGCGUGUGCCUGCAGCUAGCAGGCAGCGUGCAGGUGACCAGAUGGGGCAGGCCCUGUCUCCAGGUGCUCCCUACAUGAUACGUGCUAGGUUGCAGCACCAGCAGUUCCACACCACACUCCCAUGCAUGGCUCAGCCGCUGCCCUGA
Messenger RNA from Closterium sp. Naga37s-1, 1131 nucleotides. The record is from the annotation of a GenBank genome assembly. NCBI's taxonomy places the organism in Eukaryota, Viridiplantae, Streptophyta, Zygnematophyceae, Desmidiales, Closteriaceae.